AUUGUUUUCUAUAAUUAACAUUUAUUAGUGCAGAGAUCGCUCGAUUUUAUUAUGGAGUUAGUAUUGUUGUAUCUGAUAAUGACUCAUUUAUACGUGUUGCCAACUCAUGCCGGCGUAUCGCUGUUUGAUAUUGUUGCCGAGAAAAUGUCGAAACGGGAGUUCUCGAAUGACAACGAUAUUCAUGUUAAUGAUGAAAAUAGCAUGAAGGAUUUUGUUAGCGCGGAAGACAUUUGGGAUGAAGAUAGGAUCAAGAAAAUGUUGGGAUUGGAUUAUGACGAAAUAGGUGAAUCUAGGGAAGAAAACAUUGACAGUUUCGAGAUGCGAGAUCAAGAGGUUCCGAGCCUUUUAUCCGCCUUAUACAACAAAAUGAAUGAACCUGGUUCCACGGUCAUUCCGUUAAAAUGCAAGAUACCUGGAAUGAAAGGAAAUGUUGUCAGAAUGCUUAACAAUAAAGGGAGCGUCAUCUAUCAGAAUCGCAGACAAACUAUUGUUGAACUCUCCUUCUCAAUGAAAUACGCUCUGCAUGAAUAUGAAAAUAUAACGGAGGCUAAAUUGAAGAUUCCUGCUCCUUAUCACGCGGAUUCAACCAAACAAGAGCUUUGGCAAUGGUUUGUGGAUAACGGAUUGAUGGCGUACCCACAAUAUAAAUAUGAGGUUUAUUACGUCACUGAUGACGUCAUGAAGAAAAUGAAAAUCAAAAGUAUGACGUGGAAAAAAGACAAUACAGACUUGGACAAGGUGGACGAACAAAUCGCCAUUAGUCUUGGAUCAUCAAUUACUGUAAAGCACUACAUGCCAAGCAUGAAAAGCAAACAAAAUACAUUAUCCAUCGACAUAAAACCUAUUGUCCAAAAAUGGCGAACAAACUUCUUCAAAAUCAAGAAACGAACUUUAAGUAAAGCGAUUUUGGUUGUUACCAUGGAAACAGAAUCGAUUUUGACUAAACAAUGCAAACAAAUGAUGGUUGCCAACUCUAGAAUCUUACUGGUUUCAUUAGAUCGGCGACAAUGUCCUAUGCCUAUGACGUCAUAUUCAAACGAAAAUGAAGUUUUCGUAGAAACGAAUGACGUGAUAGUUGAGGAUUCCAAUAUAAAACGACGCAAAAGAUCUGUGACAGACGACAAAGCAUCGAAAAGGCGUAAAACGAAAAGUCGCAAAAAAUCGAAAAAUGAUCAAAAAUCUUUAUUUUGGAAUGGUCGUCAAAACGCUAAAUCGUCUCACACACCUGACCUCGUCCGCGGGAGAUCUUUACAUACUGGACACUCGAGGGCAGUACGGAGCACAAUUUGUCGUCGCUACCCCAUGCACGUUAGCUUCGAUGAUGUAGGUUGGGGGAAAUGGAUAAUUGCUCCAAGAGGAUAUCAGGCGCACCGAUGCGAAGGGGAAUGCCCUUUUCCCCUUGGGGGGAGAUUAAAUGGCACGAACCACGCUGUUCUGAUGACAAUGAUGCAUUCUGUGGAACCAUGGAGUUCACCACAACCGUGUUGUGUCCCCACUGUGCUAUCUCCCGUCUCCCUCCUGUAUUUCGAUACGUCCGGCAACGUUGUGCUCAGACAAUAUGAGGAUAUGGUGGUGAAUGCUUGUGGUUGCCGCUGAGUCCCGAACCGUUUCAUUAUGACUCAUUUAUUGACUACAUAAGCAGUGGCGUUACCAUGGGGAUUUGAUAAAGACCGAAUUCUUCUGCUGGUUUUCUACAUUUCCAAAACUAUGUGGAGAGCAAAAUAUCAUUAGAUCAAUAUUUCUUGACUUCCCAAACUUUGAUUGACGUUGAUCCACGAACCUUCUCAUUAUAAUAUUUGUUUAAACUACACAAUGUGUGUCAAGAGCAGAUUAAUUUAGGUAAUAAUAACUAUCAAUGGCUGCUUAAUUCAUUUUCGGACUGAAGCCUCAAAUUGGUUCUUGUGGUGCGCAAACUUUUACAAUCAUUUCCUGUAUUUAGUAAUGCCAGACAUUUACCGCAUCAGUUUUUGAUUACUUGUGUUUGUUAAUAAACUUGUUUGCACUGCACUAAGCUGGGGUAAUGAAUGUAGCUGUUCAGCGCUUGUCUUAGGGGCGUACCCAUUUUCCGAUCCGCAGCAGUCCACCUUUGAAAUGUAAUGAUAAGCCCCGCCGAACCAAAGCACGAUAAAGGCACAACUUCAGGUACUCCCGUAGUAUGUGUACCAGGUUAGGCCAUAAUUUAGUACUAUUACGAGUUCGGGGACUAUCCAAGUGACUCUCGUAGUAUUUGUACUUGGAAUUAUGGCCUAACUCUAACCUGGUACACAUACUACGUUCCGAUGUCCGCCAUCUUGGUUCACAUACUACGGGAGUACCAAAUUUGUCGUGUGCCACGUUUUGGCUGGUUCUGGGAGAGAGUCGAUUUGCAUUUUUGUAAGAAAGAUAUCUGUUGUGUCGCUCUAAGUUGUUUUAUCUGCUGUUUGAUUAAGAAUAAAAUCGCAGUCAAACCUUGA
This is a messenger RNA of Styela clava, 2453 nucleotides long. Lineage: Eukaryota; Metazoa; Chordata; Ascidiacea; Stolidobranchia; Styelidae. The record is from RefSeq and is a predicted model, not a curated record.